AUGAGUGAUAUGUUUUAGGGAAAUAAAAGUGGAAUCUCUUAUGGAAGUCAAUUUGAUGCGUAAUAUCAUUAAGGAAAUAUUGAAUUUUAGUUUAGGUGCUAGUUUUGGUAGAAUUGCUCCAUAAGACAAACAAAGUAUAGGAUCAAAUAAUGGAGGUGGCAGUUUUGCGUAGGUUUCUGUUUCAUUUUUGGUACAACCAGAUCAAUACAGAUCAUCAGUUGGUUUGGAGGAAGGGGCACCCCAAAUUCAAAUAUAUGAAUAUUAAGAACCCUAAAAUUAGAAAGGAAUAUUAUUCAGAAGCAGUGGAGAUUUCGAAAUGUAAUUUGAAGAGAUUCGAAUGGAUCGAUUAAAUAUAGAUUAGCAAUAAAAGGUUGAGGAGGAUGCCUAAUAAUAGCAAAAAAUGAAUUAGAGACAGUCAGAUGAAUUUGAAAUGAAAAUAUGUAAUAUUCUAUGUAUAUUAUAGAAUGUGCGGAGCAAAUUAGCACAAAUUUUAAACCUGAAAUAAAUCAAAUGGUGAAUCAAAAUAUUAUUGAAGAGAACAAGAAUCUUUUCAAUGUGAAUAUCUCCAAAAGCAUUUACACUAACAAAAUAACAUAGCUAGUUGAAUAGACCUAAUAGAAAUUGAGUUUGUCAAACAGAAAUUAAACACCAACUCAUCUAUCGUAAUUAUUUCAUAUUUAUAAUUUUAGUAAAAGCCAAUAAAAAUUAUAAAGAAAAUCACCAAAUUUAUAAAGAGAUCAUUCUGACUUCUCUUCAGAUUUUAAUCAAUAGAAUAGCAAUGAUCCUAAUCAAGAUCCGAUCUAAUAAAAACUAGCUAAGAAUAGAGAAUCAGCAAGAAAUUCUAGAGCAAGAAAGAAGAUUUAUUAUGAAUUAUUGGAAGUGAAGGCUUAAGAAUUGCAGAAUGAAGUGGAUUCAUUAAAAUCAUAAAUUUAGAAUUAGUAAAAAUACGCAGAAAUUUGUAAUAAAUCAUAAGAAAAAGUAUUGUAAUCUUCGAUCAUAUUAGUUUUAAAUGUUCUUAGAAUAGUAAUAAUUAUUGUUUGAUAAACUUGAGACAUAUUUAAUAAAAAAUAAAGACAAUAUGGAAAUCGGAAUGAUUUUGGAUGCAUUAAGAUAUAGAACGAAUUCAAAUAGUUAAGAAAGAAACGAUGCCGCAAGGAACCACUUUGAUUAAAUGGUAGAAGUCUGUUUACCAAUUCAAACUCGAUAUUUGAUAUAUGCAUUGGAAAAGAACAAAGAUUUUUUUGCUUAACAACCAAAGUAUUUUUUUACAAUUCAAUAUCAGUGACUAUUCUGAUUGGAUGGUUGAUUCUUUCUAAAAGACUGAUAUAAAGCCAGAACAAAUUGUAAAGGUUAAAAAGAUGAAAACGAAACUACAAAGUGUAAGGAACAAUAUAUCUGAGUAUCUAAAUUCAUUUAAAUAAGUUCAAUUCACAAAAUCAAAGAAUAAUUGAAGUUAAUUUAGAGUGAAGCUUUGAAAGUUGAUUAAAUGUGGGAACAAUUGAAGGAAUGCUUAACACCUAUUUAAUUAGGUUCUUGUAUCUUGGCAAUGAGAUAAGUACUGUUAAUAUAUUAUUAAAAAAGAACCAAUACAGACAAGAAUUGUAAACAUCUUCUUUGUUUCUGCAACUCAAAAACUCUUAAAUGGUAUUAAAACUUAAUUUUAAUCUAAAUAGUCAGAGGAAGAGGAAGUUCAAGGUAGCUAAGAACAAUUUACUGCCCCGAAAAACAGAAAACUAAUAAAAAAGUCACAGAAUUGA
Molecule: messenger RNA, 1757 nt
Organism: Paramecium octaurelia
Lineage: Eukaryota; Ciliophora; Oligohymenophorea; Peniculida; Parameciidae
Source: the annotation of a GenBank genome assembly